Mus caroli (Ryukyu mouse) is the source of this 9617-nucleotide messenger RNA. RefSeq names its product tRNA methyltransferase 44 homolog (gene Trmt44). Gene Ontology annotation, biological process: tRNA methylation. Lineage: Eukaryota; Metazoa; Chordata; Mammalia; Rodentia; Muridae. The record is from RefSeq and is a predicted model, not a curated record. Gene Ontology annotation, molecular function: metal ion binding; tRNA (uridine) methyltransferase activity.
AAGCGCCGAGCGCGCAGCCAUGGAGGAGCUGCGUAGAGUGCCGCUAAGCGAUCCUGAUGCCCUGCUACCUGCCGGCUUCUGGGCCGCCGUGACCGUGUGGCUGGAGAGGCCACAGGUGGCCAACAAGAGGCUGUGCGGCGCCCGCAUGGAAGCCCGCGGGAGAACUUUGCGGUCCCACGCCCAGGCGGAGUGUGGACCGCGGCAGGGACAGAGACACGGGCACGGGCUGGAGAGGGAACCGGGACAGGCUUCUCCUAAAGGAGAGCCAGAGUCGGGACCUAGGGCGAGCUGCGAAGGCACCGCGCCCGCGGCUGACCUGAACUCGCUAUGGGACCGAGUCUCCCAAAGCCUCGUCCAUGCCAACCCGGAAAUGCUGGCCUUCCUCUAUGGCCCCUCGUUGGGUCCUCAGCCUGAAGCCGCGCAGGAGCUCGACCUGAUUCUCAGGACUGUCAUCCCGAAAGCGAGCUCGCACUCCCCACUCACAGAGCCGAAGAAAGAACUGGUGGUGCAAGAUGUCUCCAGUGGGAGUGUCACCUUUUUGCCCUUGGAAGAAGAUAAUGAGGGGAAUUUGGAGGUUAAAACGAGCAACGUGUAUCAACUCCAUCUCCAUCACAACGAAGGAGAAUGGUUCAUAUCUGUUUUAAUUUUCUGUCCAGAGAGAUGGCAUUCAGAUGGUGUUGUCUAUCCCAAGCCUGCCUGGCUCGGAGAAGAACUGCUGUCCAAGCUGGCCAGGUGGGCGGUGGAGAACAGGAAGAGCGAGUUUAAAAGCACACUUUCCCUGGUGUCUCUCCUGCGCUAUAGCAGGAUGUACCAGGAGCUCAAAGAGAAAUACAGAGACAUGGUAAAGGUUUGGCCUGAAGUAACAGAUCCUGAAAAGUUUGUCUAUGAAGAUGUGGCCAUUGCUACGUAUCUGCUGAUCCUAUGGGAAGAGGAAAGGGCCGAGAAGGGAGUCACCACCAAGCAGUCUUUCGUGGACUUGGGGUGUGGAAAUGGCCUUCUGGUCCACAUCUUGAGCAACGAGGGGCAUCCAGGUAGAGGGAUUGAUAUCCGAAGAAGAAAAAUCUGGGACAUGUAUGGACCCCAAACUCAGCUGGAGGAAGGUUCCAUCACUCCGAGUGACAAGACCCUGUUCCCUGGUGUUGAUUGGCUGAUUGGUAACCAUUCUGAUGAGCUUACCCCCUGGAUCCCUGUCAUUGCAGCCAGGUCUUCCUACACCUGUCGUUUCUUUGUCCUGCCCUGCUGUUUUUUCGACUUUGUGGGGCGAUACCAGCGGCAGCAGAGCAGGAAGACACAGUACCGAGAGUAUCUGGACUUUGUGCUGGAGGUGGGGCUCUCCUGUGGCUUCCACGUGCAGGAGGACUGCCUCAGGAUUCCUUCUACUAAGCGGGUCUGCCUCAUUGGGAAAUCCAGAACAUACCCGCCUUCUGCAGAGGUCUGGAUGGAUGAUCAGAGAACGCGAUACCUGCACAGCAGACAGGGCCAUCCACAGAGCCGGCCUGGAGGGGCACAUGCACCUUCUGCACCACAGACUGCGGCUCAUGAUGCUGGUCUCCAGGAGAGUCGCAGGACCGUCGAUGCUGGGUCUGAGUGCGUGCUGGAGGGCCUGGCUGCUGAGCAAGGAGCUGGAGCCCCAGCCCCAGGACUCUGGGUGCCUGGGUUCUGCCCUAGAGAAAAGGCCGAGCGUGUGAGGAAUUGUGCUGCCCUCCCUCGAGACUUCGUUGACCAAGUGGUUUUGCGGGUGGCAAACUUGUUGUUAGAUAGAAAGAAGUUCAACACAGGAAACUCUGAAGCCAGGAAUCUGAAGACCUGGAAUGGAGGAGGGAGCCUUUCCUUGGCAGAAGUGGCUGCAGAACUAAACUCAGAGACGCUGCAGCGGCUGAAGCGGGAGUGUGGAGGCCUACAGACCCUGCUCAAGAAUAGCCAUCAGGUGUUUGAAGUUCUGAAUGGGCGCGUUCACAUCCGUGACUGGCGGCGGGAGCUGCAGCGGGGAAAGCCUCCAGAAGCCAAGCGGAGCCUGUCUGCAGCAGUGUUCAAGACUCGGAUCUGCUGGUUCUUCGCCCACCAUCCUGAUGGCUGCGUACUGCCUGCUGCCCAUUGCCCCUUUGCCCAUGGGCCUGAAGAGCUGCGCCUGUCUCAGACCUUGAAGAAGCAGAGGCAGGCUCCCUGAGUCACCUCUUCAGUGUUCUCUAGCUGUUGGUUUCCCUUGCUCUGAUGACUUCAUGCUGGGGCUGGGUUGGCUUCAGUAUGACCUGUUGGUGUGCACAGCCACUGUCACUGGGAUGUAUCUGCAGGCAGUGGAGCCUGCCCAGCCCUUUAUGACUGCUCUGGUGCCAGAGCUACCAUGUCAACCUCUGCAGAUAUGACCUUCUCAUUCUUGGGGCUGUGUGCCCCAGGUGUCCUCUGCAGAGAAGCUCUCUGCAGCCUGGUCACAAGAUCCCUGCAAGCAGAGGCACGGGGCUUUCUGAAGUCAUUAGCAGAGUCCUACAGAGAACAGCUUCCAGAGUCACUCCCGGCCACCUGGUGUUCGAGGCAUGACUGUGAACAUUGUCUCCACCUGAUCCUUCUCUUUAGAACCUUCUCCCCAGGGGUAUUGGACAGUUUUUCCUUUCAGGAAAAAUUAUUUCCAUUUAAAUUUGUUUUCAGUCUUACACAAAAAGGAGCAUUCACUACAACUCAGCUGAAUGUCCUGGGACCAGUCUCAAACCCCACGGGGUAGAAGUACUUCUGAUGACUAACCUGGUGUCAUCUGAGUAGUGAGAAUAAAGUUAGAUAUUCUGAAGAGCCCAGGGCUCCAAAGCAUCCCGGAGCAGGGUGGCCAGCAUGGGUCUCAGGCCCAGCUGCUGAGAACCACAGCUUGCUCCCACCUCUUUCCUAGACACUUUAGUAGUCCCAGCUCCCAGAGCAGUGAUGACAGUCUGCCCCAGGCGGUGCUGCCACCACUCUCAGAUGGACUAUGCCUAUAAUUGCCUUUUUUCCCAUGUCCAUGGGGGCCUAGAAGCUGUGGAGCCCUUUCGCAGCCUGGCCUCCUGUCUGAGAGGCAGCGUUUGGUUUCGGGCCCUGUAGGUGCCUGGAAAUCUAAUGGUUCCCAAGAAUUUCAUGAGGCAAGGUUCCCAGAGGUGUUGGGUCUGGCUUCAGACUUUUCUGGAGACCCAUGUUAAGACAGCUAGACUGAGAGGUGGGACAGUCUUAAGUUCCCACCCAGGUCACAAAGCUGAAGCCAGAGUUGCUCUGGGAGAAGACACCACAGAAGUGCCUUCAGGAUGAGCUGGGGGCUCCCUCCCUCGCCUGCGCAGGGCAUGCAUUCAGUGAGGAUAGCUUCUAGAGCCCCUGCAUGAGUGUGCAGGCUUAGGGAAGUGCUCAUGGGGGAAGGGGUGGCCAUGCCUAUCUCUCUGCUGUAUUGCUAUUCUGUUAAACCAGGUCCUACCAUGUGAGUGAUGAGAUCAGAGGAGCAAGCGAGCUCAGAGCUGAAAGACUGUGCUAACUCACUGCCAUGAUGGCUGACUGCUGAGCACCAUCCCAGGCUUGCACCACCUGCAAACACGCUUGUUCAGGAACUGGAGCAUGGCCACCUUGUCCCAUUUAUUUGGCUUCUGAGUCUUCAAAUGUUGUGGCCCACACGGUUAGAGCUCAGGGUUGCUGGUGAGAGCUGCUGUGAGUUCCAGUGCACUUACAAGGUAAGGGCCCUGGCAGCUUCCCUGCUUUGGGCGGUGGUUUCUUUUUUCUUUUUUUUUUUUGAGAGAGAGAUGUACAUAUUUUAAUAUAUAUAAAGCUAAGGAAAGAGCAGUCCCAAUUUAAUAGAAAUAUUUAUACAAUUCAUACAGUGGGCCGAGCGAGGACAGGGAAGCGGAUGUAAACCCACACCUAGACAUGUACAAAAUAACUUACACACAGCAACCCCUUCAAAGGGGGCCCUGCUCCUGCCCAGCCCCCAGGGCCAGGGGCACUGAACAGCAGCCCCCAGGAGCCCACAGUGCGUGCUCAGAGCUAGCAGAGUGAAGGGGCACCAGUCCGAAGAAGAGAGACCUAGGGAGGCCUUGAGGCGGUUGCUGGCGGAGCGGGAGCUCAGCAGCUUGUCUACCAUGGUGAGGGCAUAACGGAGGCGGCUGGCCUUGCAGCAGCCAUACUCCUCCAGGAGGCUCAGGCGGUAUGUUUGGAAGUCCCUCUUCUCGUUGAUGUAGGUCACUGCUGCCAUCAAGGGGCACAGGAUAAGUUUGGUGUGGUCCUGGAAGAAGUUAAUCUGAACGGUGCCGUUGCUGAGGUGCAGGAUGAUGGCACUGCGCAUGCGGAACCACGUUCGUAGGUAGGGCAGCUAGGCCAGCUCGUCGCCUUCCUGAGGUGUGAUGUUGGCCCCUGCCUUCAGCAGGUGCUCACUCAUGUAAUUGUGGAAAUAGUUGAGGAGAGUGAUCUUCUUCAUCAAGGAAUUGGGAUGGGAGCUCACAGUGAGGUAGGACUCCAUGCCAUUACGCUCUAUGUACUGCAGGCUGUCCCCUUCAUUGUAGAGAAUGAGGUGUGUUGAGUCAUUAAAAAGCACCCCCACACUGUUGCCACACAGCUGAUACCCAAGGCCAUACUUAUCCGAAUAGUCUACCCACUUGCUGACCCAGAAGAUGGGGGUGCAGGCAGGAUCCUCAGCUUCCUCUUGCCGCACCACCCCGCACUUCGAGGGCUUGGAGGCGUUGACACUGGUCAGCUGCUGUAGCAAGUCACUAAGGUGGCACUCAAUGGCCUCAUCUGUCUCCUGGACCACUGGUUCUUCUUUCUCCCGGGGACGGUCAGGCAGGGGGUUCUCCAUGCCUUUAUUGAGGACUUUGAGAGGCUUCCUGCUGCUGGGGUCCAGGCUGCUGGGAGCGAUUGAAAACCUUGUUGGGAUAGUGAGGCAGGUAAUAGGGAGACGGGUGGGGAUGUAGCCCAAAGUGAAGAACUCGUCACUGAGCAACUCGUGAAUGGUGGGGCAGGCAGUGGGGUCUGUCUGAAGCAUCUUCUGGACGAGGGAGGCGGCCACUGGGUUGAUGUGCUCGGGAAUACUGUAUUCAUUUUUCUUGAUCUGGAGGUAGGUCUCUUUUAGGCACGAGGUCUCAAAGGGUGGCUUGCCCACUAGCAAGGUAUACAUGAUGUACCCGAUGGACCACAUAUCCACCUCAAAACUGUGUCCCUUCUUGCUCAGCACCUCAGGAGCUAUGUAGUUAGGAGUGCCACACAAGGUCUUCUUUCGUUCCUCUUCAUAUUCCAUUUUGGUCGCCAGGCCAAAAUCCCCUAUUUCACCUCCAGAUCCUCAUUCAGGAAGAGGUUGCCCAGCUUGAGGUCCCUGUGAAUGACCUGAUUGCGGUGCAGGUACUGGCAGCCCAGGACUAUCUUUCGCAGUAGUAGCGGGCAUCAGGCUCAGUCAGUGCCUUCCUCCUCUUGUGCAGCUCCAGGAGGGACCUCCUGCGACAGAGCUUCAAAACUACAAACACAAAGUUGCUGUCCUUGAAAAAGUCAUGGAAGCCUAUGACAUGUUGGUGGGCGAGGCUGCGGUGAAUUGAGAUCUCCAUAAACAUCUUCUCCUUCUGGUGGGGCUUAAGCAGCAAAGACUUAGGCACAAUCUUGCCUGCGAAUACCACUUUUGUGUCUGUGUCUGAGAUCUCAAAGCAUUUGGCGAAGCCUCCUUUACCCAGAAAGCGCCCCUGUACAUACUGCCACCGGCUGCAUGGGUCCAAUAGGACCUCUUGGAGUUUCUUUCACCAGUGGGGCGGCCACUGGGGCACCGGGAGCUACAUCUCCUGGGGCCCCAACUUUCCCGAGGUCGGCAGGUGCUCGAGCCAGUUUUCCAGCUUUGGCUGCUGCAUUCAUGAUGCCGAAGUUGCUCCACGAACCUGGCUGAGUUGAUGGAGAGUGUCCUCGGGCGAUGCUUUCUUUUCCUUUGAUAUGCAGCAAAUGGCAGUGGACCUGGGGGCUCAGAGCACAACGGUAGGACAAGCAUAAUUUUGCUGGGCCUUUAUGCCCAGACUUCUCCUGGCUGCUUCAAGGUAUAGCCUAGGGCUGAUGUCUCAGCAGAGACUAGAUUGAGAAAGGAGCUGUGCCCAUGCUCUUGUGACUCUUCCCACAGGCCAGUUGGCACCUGUGCCACAUCACACAGGUACCCUGUCACUUCUGCUGAUUUCUGAUGGGAAGCAGGCCACGGCCCCUGCCCACACUCAGAACAGGCUGGUCAAACAAAUCAUAUAAGCACCAAUGAGUGAGAAUUGCGGCCCCUUGUUGCCAGCCACACCCAUGUCCAGACUUGCCUCCCAAGCAGCAUGGCCAACUGUCAGACACAAGCUUUGGGGGACACUGCACAUUCACAGUCUCCUGACCUUACUCCCAAGUGAGUGAGUCCUGACCUCCCCAAAGCUCACAUGCCAGAACUACAGUCAGCCUGGUUUGGAAAUAGAGCCUUCACAAGUAUGGACUGUGUGGGGAGAGGGUACACAUCUUAGUGAAGUGACAGUGUCCCUGGGGAUGAAUACAUACAGACACAGGAAGAAGUCACCAGACCUGGGGCAGAGGAGAGUGAUGCCCACAGACAGGUAUCCUGAGAGCCCAGUAAGAACUGGAGGAGCAGGGAGAGCACCCUAGAGCCUGAGACAGAGCCCCGGAAGUCCCUUGGUUUCAGACACUGGCUGGCUUUAAGCUGGCACAGAUAGGUCUUAUGGGGCAGGACACCAUCUGCUGAGACUGAGUAGGAGACCAGAGGUCAUUCUAGCAUCAAGGACUAUGGCCUCAGAGAUAUCCAAUAAAAAGGCCCUGUUUAGCCAACAGUGCACCUGGGUCUUAGGCUCAGAUUCUUUGGACCUUAGAGGAAAUAGGGAAACCUGAUCUUGCCAUUCCAGACUUAAUUCUGAGCCACCUGGAUGGCCCAAAAGAUGGUCUCAGCUACCCUUCUACCUGAUGACAACUUGGGAGACACAGAUGGCAAGUCCUUUGCUUAAGGCCACACUGUAACCUAUAUCACUAGAGCUGGUGGGCUGAUAUGCCCUGACACUCAAGUGAAUCACAACCUGCCUGAGGCUACAGGUACAGUGGGUUGUAAAGCUCUCUCAGCAUCCCCAGCACCACUGCAGGCACUGGGUACAGAGGUGGCUUCAUCAACAGGGAUGAAAUGGGCUCCUCAGAACCUUCUGACUUCCCGUUAGCUAGUACCCUGGCUAGGACAGCUACAACCAAAGUACAAGCCAGAGCUAUUGCCCCACCAGGCAGGAGCAAGAUGUGUUCAGAGCACACACUGAGCCAACUUGAAUUCUGGGCUCUGCCAGAUCCCAGGGUCCUGGCCAGUCCCUUCUACUCCCUCAGCCAGGGCAGUUCUGCCAAAGUGCUGAGUGUGCACUUCUGCCACGUGAGCAGAGAGGGGGGAGGGGGAGGGUUGCAGGCCUGGCUUCUGGCCUCCAACAGAGAGGCUCCAAUGGGCCCACGUCUGCAGACCUCAAGCCAGUUUUUGAAUGAGUGGAGCAGUUGGAGCUCCAAAUGGAGAAGCUGCUAGCCUGGUUGGAUAGUGCCUGUUUACUGGCCCAGCCCACUGAGGCUCCCUGUAGAGGGCAGCUGGGAAGAACUGCAACAUUUGCUGGCCUGGGAUGGAGCUUCCACAGUAUGGCCCAUAUGGCAGCCGGUCAAGGAAUCAGCCUGUGACCCAGCAGAACUAUCGACCUGCGACACACCAGCUUCUUGCCUAGCCUGCAGGACCAGCAGUCACCCUGGUGAUACUUGGUGAGCCUGUAAGGAACCAGAGACAAGCUGCACCUUCCAUGAGUGAGGCUGGCUUCCACAAUGCACUAUGGCCUUCCUACCUGAGCCCUUUCAAGUCCCUAACCAACCAGGCAGCAUCUCCAUUGAGCAGGGAACAAAAUAAAGGCCAUCUGCUUGGUUCUCUAGAAAUCCAGGUCAUGUGGCAGUGAUUUGUUCUGCUUUGGGCCACUCCAGAGCAAACAAGGCAAAGCCCAAGAAGGAGGGGUGUGAGGGGUGGAGUCUCCAGAGAGCCACCCAGAGCCUUAUACUGAGUAAUGAAGCCAUUUCCUCCCCUCCUUUCUAUUCCCUCCCUCUCUCCUACAUACAGAGUUGGAUGGGUACUAGACCCAAUCACAGUCCAAAGGCUGUUCUCUAGGAAUAGGACUGGGAUCAGGUUUGUGUCCACAGAAAGGCUUAACUGGUGACUGAGUUAUGGCUUCAUAACUCAGCAUAACUAGGAGGAAGUGCAGCUCCUGGUUGGGAGAACUGCAGCCAAGACAGGACAUGGAGCAGACCUGACUGGCAGGAACCUCUAAGAAUCUAAGCUGGGGUUGCCAGCCUAGUUUUUCCAUUCCCAGGGGUGGGGAGGUUGAGGCUGUGCCCCAGGCUGAAGCAAAUCUCCAGCUGCAGGGAAGGGAGACAGGCUGGCUGCCUCUCUGGAUUGUCUGAGGAGAGCUCACAGGUUUCCUUCAGUAUUUCUAACUGUGCUGGAUAGUUCUAUGUCAACACAAGCUAGAGUUACCUCAAUUGAGAAAACGCCUCCAUAAGAUCUGGCAGUAAGGCAUUUUCCUGAUUGGGGAGCAUCCAGCCCAUUGUGAGUGAUGCUCUCUGGGCUGGUGGUCCUGGGUGCUAUAAGCAGGCUGAGCAAGCCAGGGGAGCAAGCUAGUAAGCAGCACCCUCCAUGACCUCUGCAUCAGCUCCUGCUUCCAGAUUGCUGCCCUGCUUGAAUUCCUGCCUUGACUUCUCUCAGUGAUAGACUCUCACCUGAAAAUGUAAACUGAAAUAAACCUUUUUCCUCCCCAAUUUGCCUGUGGUUUCAUCACAACAGAAACUGUAAGACAAGUUGGUACCAGGAAAUAGUGUAGUAUUGCUGUGACAGCCCUGACUGUUGUUUUAGGGAAAUAAUGGAAACCCAUUGGAACCUUGAGCUAGAAAAGCCAUUGAGUGGUGAGUGCUCAUGUGAUGUUCUGUAAGAGCUUGGGAGACAAUGUUGAAAGCAGUGCAGACAAUGGAGACCUGGCUUGUGAAGUUUCAUAGGAAAAUAAAGACUCCUCCAGGCUAUUUGUGUGAAGACUGUGGUGUUUCAUAAGCUGGAGCUGAAGAAUCUGUGGUGUUCAACAAGAGACUGGCACCAUUGAAAUGAAACCUUUGUGUUACUGGGACAAUUGACAGUGGUUAUUUGGAGCUGAGAAAUUAGCAGUGAUUAAGACAAGACUAGGAUCGUUGAGAUGAAAUCUUCUGGAAAGUCUCUUUAGAGUCAAUACACAGAAUCUGCAAUCCAGAGGCAGCCACUGUUACACCUCACACUAGCUGCCAAACUUGAUAGUGUAAGAGUCCCCCAAAUGAUAUUAGUUUUGAAGGCAUGCAGGAGUCAUGGAGAGCAGCUGGGCUUGACACUGUGUGGCUGGGUUGGAGUCCAGGAGAGCCAGUUGAUAGCAACUACCCCAGCAGUUUUGGAGAUGCCAGUACCAUGGGAUGACCACCAAGAACAGCAGCCACAGAGAACUGGAACCCACCAGAGCCCAGAAGACAAACUGUUGCAAAGGGCAGAGCCAGAGAAGUGACCUUUCAAGUCCUUUUGGGGAAUCCAGAUCUUGAGUGAAUCCCAGACAUUGGGCAUUGAGUUAUUUAUACUACUGGAGUUUGGCUUUGAUUUGAUU